Messenger RNA from Ilyonectria robusta, 1670 nucleotides. RefSeq lists its product as uncharacterized. The record is from RefSeq and is a predicted model, not a curated record. The coding region runs from base 124 to 1563 and encodes 479 amino acids. The transcript has 4 exons. Gene Ontology annotation, molecular function: zinc ion binding; DNA-binding transcription factor activity, RNA polymerase II-specific. NCBI's taxonomy places the organism in Eukaryota, Fungi, Ascomycota, Sordariomycetes, Hypocreales, Nectriaceae. Gene Ontology annotation, biological process: regulation of DNA-templated transcription.
GACCUCAGUGCAGUCGUAAGCAUGACACGGAAUUCCACACCUGCGAUACUAUUUGGCUCAUCAAGUAAGCUGCGAAUCUGUUUAUUGGACCAAGCCGGCCUUUGAGCGUCCUCGACAACCGCAAUGGUCGGUGUGCCGACGAGCAAGGGGUGUUCCCUGUGUCUAAAACGCAGUGUCAAGUGCGAUGAGGCACGACCGAGCUGUUCACAGUGUCGAAGGGGCGGCCGGACUUGUCCUGGUUACGCGCGAGGCAUGAAGUUCGUAGAUGAAGGACCCAAAUUGCGCCGCCCAUCUCGGAAGUCUACUAUUCGCGUCUCCACAGGGUUACCUGGUCAAGGCUCCAACUCAUCUGUAAUGGCUGACAAACUUGAUACUGUUCAUGGCCAGUUCGUCCGCUCUCUCACAACGCGAGGCCAUACUAUAUACCAUCAACCCACCUCUUCGACUCUCGAGCGCCAACAAAUUCUAUCUUCUUUUGUGUGUGCCAUGUUUCCUCUAGGAGCUGCUUCAGUACAAAAGUCAUUCCUCGGAAGUUGGCUCUGGCAUGUGCCCCCUCGCUUAAACUGCUGUGCAUCUCUAGAUCACGCGGCCCUUUCAGUUGCCUUGGCAUAUUUUGCACGCGUGUCAGGGGAUCAACUGGUGUUGCAUAAUGCCGACCUUUCAUAUACUUUUGCUUUGAAGAGUUUAGCGAUAGCCAUUGGCGACGCGACCGGGGGGUUGGAUGCAAACGUGCUUUGCGCGACCUUACUUCUUGAACUUUUCGAGAGCAUUGUUAACAGAGACCACUCUUGGAUCCGUCACGCGGGUGGCGCGGCACGCUUAAUGCAACUACGGGGCGCCCGACGAUGUUACGAGUCCGCAUUCGAGUAUUCCAUGUUCCUCGCAUGCCGCGGAGCAAUUAUUUAUGAAGCAUUGGCUUCCGGAGAGCCAUGUUUUCUGGAUACCCAGGAUUGGCAGUCUAUCCCCGAUGGACUCAUCGAGUUUCCAUUGUUACCCGACUCGCCCGAACUGCAUCACACCAUUUUUCGUUAUUUUGCAGCUAUUCCUGGACUGCUGAACCAAGUAAAAGGAGUGACAAAUGACACCCCCGAGAGUGUUUACCUGUCCAUACUUUCCAGCGCUCAGAAUCUACGUCAAGACAUCAGAAGUUGGCACAACCAAUACAUCUCAAUUGAUGGCGGCCUGAGAAAGCAAGUCCUGGAGACGCUACACGCAGUUUCAGACAGCGACGAUCUGUUUAAUUCCAAUUAUGUCUACAGAGACGUCAUGUCUGCAACCAUCAUUACGACAUGCUAUGCGUGUCUCAUUGUUCUCAACAAGGGAAUAGAUUGCCUGCAAUCAGAGGACAGCCAAAUGAGAGAGAACUACGAACUCGCGCAAGAAAUCUGCAUGUCAGCUAACUAUUGCUCACAUGCAGGAUAUUGUGGAACUCAGGCAAUGAUGUUUUCAUUGCCGAUUGCUCAUUCGGUAUUGCCGGUCAAGUACCAUGCAUGGACAGGGGCAUGGAUGGCCAAGUUUUCAAGCAGUUUAGAAGCCACCAGAAUUCAGCUCAAGCAGACCUGACAGCUCUAAAUUUACUAUGACGAGGAUGAGCUUGAACUAUGACCUGCCUGCUUGUCAAUCCAAUGGUAUCGCAGCAUGAUGAUGAAUGUGGGACGCAGAAGAGCGGC